CCGACCAUGAUUGAUUAAUAAUCUCUAUAAGAUUUAAGAAAUAUCAGAUUUCCUUGAAGAAGCAAUGACCUUCGCUUAUAUUGUUAAAAAAUAUAAUCGAUGUCACGAUAAUUCCGAUCGAUUUCAUAUCAUAAUAUAAUAUCAUGCUUAAUCAUGAAGGGAUGACGAGGAUCGUUCAUCGUACAAUCGUCUCGCAUCCCCGACGGCGCCAAUAAGAUCGUUGAUAUCUUCGAUGAUCAUCGCGAUGGGAUUUCCAUCAAAUGCGACCGAUCUAUCAUUCGAUUACUUGAACGACCAUAUCGGGCCGACGAACGCGUCGUCCAUGGGUGCAGAACUGAACUUGCCGUAUACCGUCUGCGAGAUCCUAGUCGCGAUUUGCGCUGUCUUCGGCAAUGGCCUAGUAAUCAUCGUCUUCAGUAAGGAGCGGAAGUUACGAAGACGCACCAACUACUACAUCGUUUCGCUGGCUACGGCUGAUCUGCUGGUUGGACUGUUCGCGAUCCCAUUCGCGAUCCUCGCGAGCAUCGGCCUGCCGAAGAAUCUCCACGCCUGCCUCUUCACCGUAUCGGUCCUUGUGGUCCUCUGCACCAUCAGCAUCUUCUGCCUGGUGGCGGUGUCCGUCGAUCGUUACUGGGCGAUACUGUAUCCCAUGGGAUACUCGCGCACUGUACGCACUAAAACUGCCAUAGGUAUAAUAUGCGCAUGCUGGGUAGCGGGCACUCUGGUAGGCUUCUUACCGCUCUUCGGAUGGAAUGCCGGUGAGAUGAAUGAUCACAGGUGCAUUUUCACGAAAGUCAUGGACUACGACUAUCUUGUGUUCCUGUAUUUCGCCACAAUUAUCUUCCCCGCACUGCUGAUUGCGGCUUUCUACGCUCAUAUAUAUCGAGUAAUCGUGAAACAGCUACAGCAAAUCGUUACGAUGGAUCCCAGUGAUCCAGGGGAUGGUAGUAGCGUUCGCCGUCUCGGCGUCCUUCGUCUCGGCGGCCGUUUGAGCGGUAAUCAUCAUCAGACGACGGGAACAAUGCUACGUUGUCUAGGCGCUGCGCGUAAAAGGGAAGUCAAGGCCACGCAGAAUCUUUCCCGUAUCGUCGUCUUCUUCAUCGUUUGCUGGUUUCCGCUAUAUACGAUAAACUGCGUGAUGGCUUUCUGCCCGCACUGCGAAGUGGAUGACUUCUUCAUGAAGUUCUGCAUCAUCCUUUCGCACAUCAAUUCGGUCGGCAAUCCGCUCCUUUACGCCUACCACCUCAAGGACUUUCGCAUCGCCCUUAAGAACUUCGUCUGGAGGCUGCUUUUUCCGCAUAGCGAUGUCAAGUCCAGUGUGAUCAGUGUGAUCCACGAUCGAGGUUCUCUCGUCGGUUCACAGAGGCAACUUCAAAGGCGAUUCAGCGGCUUUGAUCAACCGAGGAGUCAGAGGCCGAGCUUGCUACGCCAGGUUAUUGAUAACAAUAGAAGAAUGGACAGUACGUACUCCGAAAGGCGUGUCUCGUUAAUCCGACAGAAAGAAAUGCACCAAAACAUUACGGACAUCAGCAUUACAGUCGGAAGUGCGAUUCUAAUGAGCAACUCCGCGCCGAUGAACAAACGGAUGAUUGAGAAGGAAUUAGCCAGCGACGGCGACAUCGUCGACCGCGCCGACGAUGCGACUGAUCAUGGAAUUUCCUCCUCAAUGGAACUGCAAACAUACAAAUCACUGGCACCUCUUCUGCCCGCAGAAGAAGAUCGCAUCGAGGAAACGCCGCCUGCAUCGAUCUUCGUUAUCGAGGCCGACGUGGUGAAUCAUGCCUCUCCUGAUCAUCUCCUGGUUGUGGAAGAAUCUCGGGACAGAAUCGACGUAGCGGGUGGUUAG
This is a messenger RNA of Atta colombica, 1846 nucleotides long. Its product is annotated as adenosine receptor A2b-like. The transcript is spliced from 4 exons. The record is from RefSeq and is a predicted model, not a curated record. Gene Ontology annotation, molecular function: G protein-coupled receptor activity. Lineage: Eukaryota; Metazoa; Arthropoda; Insecta; Hymenoptera; Formicidae. Gene Ontology annotation, biological process: G protein-coupled adenosine receptor signaling pathway; adenylate cyclase-activating G protein-coupled receptor signaling pathway. Gene Ontology annotation, cellular component: membrane. The coding region runs from base 233 to 1846 and encodes 537 amino acids.